AUGGACGACGUUGAUUCAGCUUUGGUAGAUAAUGUCAAAUCCUUUGCCGCUGGUGGUUUUGGUGGUAUAUGUGCCGUUUUGACUGGUCAUCCUUUUGAUUUAGUUAAGGUGAGAUUACAAACUGGUUUGUAUAAUUCAUCAAUUCAAUGUAUCAAACAAACAAUUGCUAAAGAUGGUUUGACUGGACUUUAUCGUGGUGUUUUACCACCAUUAUUGGGAGUCACUCCAAUGUUUGCUGUGUCAUUCUGGGGUUACGAUGUUGGUAAAAGACUUGUUUCAACAUACACUGGUAAAUCAAUUGAUCAAUUUGAAAUCAAAGAAAUUUCUACUGCCGGGUUUAUUAGUGCAAUCCCAACUACUUUGGUUGCUGCUCCUUUUGAAAGAGUUAAAGUCAUGAUGCAAAUCCAAGAAGGAAAUAAAUCAAAAUCAAUGGCUGGUGUGGUUGCUGAGAUGUACAGAACUGGUGGUCUUAGAUCAAUUUUCAAAGGUUCAGUCGCCACCUUAGCAAGAGAUGGUCCUGGUUCUGCCUUGUAUUUUGCUACCUACGAAUAUUUAAAGAAAGAAUUAUCUUCUCCAGGUCAAGACUUGUCAUUGUUUGCAAUUAUGACUGCUGGUGGAUUUGCUGGUGUUUCUAUGUGGUUGGGUGUCUUCCCAAUUGAUACUAUUAAAUCAACACAACAAUCUUCAAAUGUUCCAAUCUCAAUAAUACAAACUACGAAAAACAUCUAUGCCAAAGGUGGUAUUAAAGCCUUUUUCCCAGGUGUUGGUCCAGCAUUAGCAAGAUCGUUCCCUGCAAAUGCUGCAACUUUCUUGGGUGUGGAGUUGGCUAGAAAAGCAUUAGACCUGGUUAUAUAA
Candida dubliniensis CD36 is the source of this 855-nucleotide messenger RNA. RefSeq names its product carnitine:acyl carnitine antiporter (gene CRC1). Gene Ontology annotation, cellular component: mitochondrial envelope. Bases 1 to 855 code for a protein of 284 amino acids. Gene Ontology annotation, biological process: mitochondrial transport; carnitine transmembrane transport. The record is from RefSeq and is a predicted model, not a curated record. NCBI's taxonomy places the organism in Eukaryota, Fungi, Ascomycota, Pichiomycetes, Serinales, Debaryomycetaceae. Gene Ontology annotation, molecular function: O-acyl-L-carnitine transmembrane transporter activity. The transcript has a single exon.